Messenger RNA from Entrophospora sp. SA101, 1767 nucleotides. The record is from the annotation of a GenBank genome assembly. NCBI's taxonomy places the organism in Eukaryota, Fungi, Glomeromycota, Glomeromycetes, Entrophosporales, Entrophosporaceae.
AUGGCUAUAGGUGGGACUGUUACUCUUUUUGCAGGCAAAGGCAUUCCUAUCGGCAUCAGCAGUUUUAAUCAAAUUGUAGAACGAAACUUUACUUUUCUUGACAAAACUUUACUCAUCGCUGACUUCCUUGAAUGCAGUUCAGCAGUCUCUGUCAUUGUGCGACCAAGACGUUUUGGAAAGACAACAAAUAUCUCAAUGCUAAAGAAUUUUUUUUCUAUUCCUAAUGAUCCUGAUAAUAUAGAAUACCGGCAUGAAUUGUUCAAGAACACUAAAAUAAUAGAAAGGUCGGACUUGUUCAGGGAACACUUUUGCAAGUAUCCGAUCAUAUAUAUAUCUUUCAAGAACUAUGGCGAUUGUGAAAAUUGGGAGAAGAUGUGUGCCCAACUAUAUGAAGAAUUGAUAAGACUUUACCAAGAACAUGGAUAUGUUUAUCAUAAUCUUACAAAUUAUGAUAGGAAACGUUUCAAUGAUGUAAUCAAUAAGGAUGAGUACACUAUGAAAAAUCUUUUAAAGUAUACCCUUUACGAUCUUUCUCGCUGGCUGAAUAACUACCACCAUUGCAGAUGUAUUGUCUUGAUUGAUGAAUAUGAUCAUCCUCUUGAUAUUGCACAUCGCCAUGGGUAUUAUAAAGAAGCUUGUAGCUUCUUUGCUACUAUACUUGGAAUGCUUCUCAAGGAUAACGAUGAAAAUUUAGAGAAAGCCCUCCUUGCUGGCAUAUCUCGUGUUGCUAAAUCAGGAUUCUUGUCAGGGCUUAACAAUGUGAAGGUGUUUCCGAUGCAUGAAGAAAAGUAUGCAGACAAAUUCGGAUUUACAGAGGAUGAGGUUUCUCUUAUUAUUCAAUAUCACAACCUGGAAACCCAUCUGAAAGGAGUCAAACAAUGGUAUGGUGGCUAUGAGGCAGGAAAUUGUAUUCAUAUCUAUAAUCCCUGGUCAAUCAAUUCUUUUGUUAUUAAAAAGGUUUUUGGGCCGUACUGGAUCAAUACAGGUGGCACAGUAAUAAUCAAAAAAUUACUUUGGCGUUCAUCUGAAAAAGUUCAAGACCAGGUAGCAGAAUUGCUUUUGAAGGGUGCAAUUAAGGUGAAUAUCAUGGACGACAUUGAUUACGAAUUAUUAUCAUCUCAAUUUGCAUACCGGGCGUUUUGGACCUUGCUUUAUUAUGCAGGUUAUCUCACCAUGGAUCAUAAUAAGGUAUUGCAAAUUCCAAAUAAAGAGGUAGAAAUGGAAUGGCAGGACUGGCUGCAAGUGAAGUGUCCGUACACAGUGAACUCCCUGCUGGAUAUGUUAUUACAAGGCGAUCUUAAAAAUUUCAAAGUAUAUCUUCCAAAAAUAGUCAUGGAGAUUCUUUCCUGCUUUGAUGUUGCUGACAAUCAAGCAGAGUUUGGAUAUCACCUUUUCAUGAUCGGCUUGCUCUCUCAGGCACAAUUUCGUGGCUAUAGGUUAAUGUCAAACAAAGAGGAAGGUUUGGGACGUUUCGACUUGAAAAUCGAACCAGUGGGAAAUAAUGUAGAGUUUGAAACAUCAAUAAUUAUGGAGUUCAAAGUGCUGAAAAAAGAAAAAAAAAAGAAUAAGGGCAAUGUUUACGAAUCACUUCAGGCCAAUUCUAAGGAGGGAUCAGCACAGAUAUUAGAGAAAAAAUACCGUUCUGGUAUUCCCACAAGAUCUACAAAAUUAGUGGAGUGUGGAAUCGCUUUUCAAGGAAAGCAGGCAUGUGUGUCAAGUAGAGUUCUUCACAAGGAGGGUAAUAGAGUCAAUAAGAGAGUUGAUUAA